AUGAGCAGCGUCCGGAGCCACAGCGGAGCCUCCAGCAGCAGCAGCAGCAGCAGCAGCGCCAUGAGUCCGCUCAGCGCGGCCAGCAUGUGCACCCUGGCAGCCCUGCUCCUCCUCACCGCGCCACUCUGUCACAGUGCUCCAGCAGAUCUUCAGCAGGCCACAACAGACCAGAGGCAGCUACUCAGCCAGAUAGACGCUGUGUGCUCAUCCUACCUCUCCGCAGACCUGAAGUUAUGGGCGUCUGAUGUCUUAGGAGAACUCUGUGUGUUGAUGUUGGUUCAAAAGUCAAAGGAGCUGAAAGUGCAAGAAAAUAGUAAAAGGUUUUUAUUUCAUUACUCUAGACCACAAGUUACUGAGUUGUCUCAGGGGGCGACUCCUCGGUUGCACCCUCUUCUGCAUCUAGUUUCUCAACUCCAUACCAGAAGAGGGAGAGGACUCACAAUGCACGCUGAACUCCAGGGACCUGGGGGAAUCCAGAGCAGAGGCCACUUUCUCUAUCGGCCACGAAAUGGAAGAAGAUCCUUAGAAUAUGAAUAA
This is a messenger RNA of Stegastes partitus (bicolor damselfish), 537 nucleotides long. RefSeq names its product neuromedin U (gene nmu). The record is from RefSeq and is a predicted model, not a curated record. Gene Ontology annotation, biological process: regulation of smooth muscle contraction. Gene Ontology annotation, molecular function: neuromedin U receptor binding. Bases 1 to 537 code for a protein of 178 amino acids. The transcript is spliced from 9 exons. NCBI's taxonomy places the organism in Eukaryota, Metazoa, Chordata, Actinopteri, Pomacentridae.